AUGGACAGUGUUUGGGGUCUGCUUGGGACUGCUGCUUUUGCAUUCUUCUGCUAUCUCCUCAUCGCAGUGAUUGCUGGAGAAAUGAUGCUUGGCCUGAAAUUAGUUUUCAUCAGCAUUCACCCAAUAUGGGGAGGAACGUUGAUGAACUCUUUUUUGUUUAAUGUUGGACUGAUCCUACUUUGUUCCAUCAGUGUGAUUCAGUUCUGCGAGACAGCUUUUGCGUACUAUGCACAAGCAACUGCAGCUCAGGAGAUUUUUGGCCACACGCUGCAGUCUCUUCAUGGAAUUAAUUAA
Triticum turgidum subsp. durum (durum wheat) is the source of this 294-nucleotide messenger RNA. NCBI's taxonomy places the organism in Eukaryota, Viridiplantae, Streptophyta, Magnoliopsida, Poales, Poaceae. The record is from the annotation of a GenBank genome assembly.